AUGAAGAAAUGCAUCAACCACAUGGAUGCCGAUUGCAUCGAGAGCAUCAGGAGCAAAGUGUUGGCGACGCCGAAAACAAGAGCGAAUCUGGACUUUUACAGCGACGAAUGCUUCAGUUCUUACUGCGGCGGGGGAACUUGCAACGUUUGCGUGCUAGCUUCCAACGGAGAUGCUAUAGCCAUCACUAGCUCGAUAAAUUCGGCUUAUGGUGCCAUGUUCGCAUCGCCAUCUACCGGAAUAAUCCUCAACAACCACAUGAUGGAUUUCAACGUGGCCAAAGAUCCUCUAUCGUUGAACGACGUCGAACCGGAAAAACAACCCCUAUCGAGCAUGAGCCCAACCAUUAUACUGAACAAAAGCACAGGACUUAUAAGACUGGUGAUUGGUGCAGCGGGCGGGCCCAAAAUCAUCACGGCCGUCUCUCAGAUCAUUUUGGAGCACAUCUUGUACGAAGUUCCGUUGGAGGAGGCCAUGGAAAACCGCAGGCUUCACCACCAACUGAUGCCGAUGAAGCUCUUCUACGAGGGGGGUUUCCCCUACGUGAGAGAGAUGCGAGAUUUCGGCCACGAAGUUGAGGAACUGCGCACGAUAAACAUAAACGAUUUGUUUAUCCACCUCAGCUCGAGUGCUUCGUCCAUACAGCUCAUAGAUGGCGUGGUGAAGGCGUUUGGUGACAAACGGAGGCACGGGUCUGGGGCAACAACGCAAAAAACAAACGACAGUGUGUAG
Molecule: messenger RNA, 729 nt
Organism: Brassicogethes aeneus
Lineage: Eukaryota; Metazoa; Arthropoda; Insecta; Coleoptera; Nitidulidae
Source: the annotation of a GenBank genome assembly